ACGUGGUGUAAGGCCAAAUAUAAACAGUACGACGCAUAUUGAAGGUAAACAUUGAGCUCAUCGGUCCAACAAGAAAAGGAUUUCUGAUAAACCUGAAUUCAUCCUUCGAAAACAGCUCCGGGCCGGAAUUUAGUACUACAGGGUACAAUCCUGACAUGGAGUAUUGUAUCUAAUAACAACAGAUACGUUCACACAGAUGGAGUUUCAGUAACAGUGAUUUAUCUAUAUUUAACUGUACAAAUUCGAUUUUCUAUAGCUUCGGUUAUCAUUUGUGUUCUACAACAGUUUUUUGGACGUCACUGAAGAUGAGGUGGGGACUGUCAUGUCUAAAAACGGGGGCGGCAGUGCCACUAAAGGAGGUUCAGAACGUUGCCUUGAUUGGUGCUUCUCUUGUUCACGUUGAUUCCAAUCUGCAAUAUCUAAACGAGACCAAUGACCCCAUCGAAGCAAACUUCACGUUUCCCCUGGAUACCGGCAGCGCCGUCUACCGAUUUGAAGCUGAAAUCGACUCACGGCUGAUUGUUGCAGAAUGUCAAGAGAAGUCACAGGCACGUGACACCUACCAACAGGCUGUAAGUAUUGGGCAGACGGCUGUGUUACUAGAGGAACACGACGAUACAGAUGAUAUCUUUGUGUGUCGCCUUGGAAACCUUCCACCCAAUGAGAAAGCCCUGCUGAAGAUUUGUUAUGUAUCUGAACUCCCGCAUGACCCGAAUGGUGCUCUAAGGUUCACACUGCCGACUGUACUCAAUCCGCGAUAUGGGGCAGAACACAACACGGGACCGGUCAAUACCCGAACAGAUGUCGUCUGCAUCAAUCCCGGAAGUUACGCAAUGAGUCUAGAUAUUACCGUGCAGAGCCAGCAAAAAAUCUCAAGCAUCGUUUCGGAGAAAGACCAGUUACAACUGUCCCCUGGCAAUAACGACCAUGUGUGGAAAGCUAGUAUCCGGUUUAAUGGAGGUACCCAACUUGAUCAUGAUAUUUCCAUAAUGAUUUUGUACCAGGAUAUGCACCAACCGCAAGCUAUAUUGGAACGAGGGACCAGAAGUCCAGACAAAGGGAUGCUUAACAUGGACGUGUUGAUGCUCAGCUUCUAUCCGGAGAUCGACUCUAAGUUCACAAGAACGUGUGGAGAAUUUAUUUUCAUCAUCGACAGGUCAGGUAGUAUGGCCAAUGACAAUAGGAUAGAGAGCGCACGGGAUACCCUUCUCCUGAUGAUCAAGAGUCUCCCUGUUGGAUGUUUUUUCAACGUUUAUAGCUUUGGGAACUACUUUCACAUCCUCUUCGACAAAGAUUCCGCCUGCAGUGUGCAGUAUAAUGAGCAGAGUAUGACGUACGCCCUGGACUAUGUACAGAAAAUGGAAGCAGAUAUGGGCGGUACAGAGAUACUGAAACCAUUGGAGGAUAUGUAUUCAAAGCCCUGCCUCCCCGGUCAUCCCCGACAGGUGAUCCUGUUGACGGAUGGAGAAGUAUGGAAUGUCACUGAUUGUCUGAAUCUCGUCCGGAGGAACGCCCAAACUACCAGGAUGUUUUCCGUGGGAAUCGGCGAAGGUGUGUCGACAGCAUUGGUAAAAGGACUAGCCAAAGCAGGGAAAGGCCGUGCUGAGUUUGUUAAGGGAAACGACAGAUUGCAGACAAAGGUGGUUUCACUUCUAAAGAGUGCCAUGCAAUCAGUGGUUACCAACAUACAGGUUGAUUUAGAACUUCCGCCGGAAGUGACUGGAUCGAUAGUCCCAAACGAUUGUCCUUCGUUAUUCAGCGGAGAGGAAUUUAUUAUGUACGCGGUGUUGAAAGGAUCAGAGUCGAUGGAAAGCAUACAAGGGAACAUCAUUUUACGAGGUGUCAUUGAAAAUCAGAUUUUUGAGCACAAACUAGCUUUCCAGGGACAACAUCAACAACAAAAUCUGGAUACGUCACUUCCUGUUCACAGGCUCACAGCCAAAGCUCUCAUACAGGAGCUUGAAGAUGAAGAAUCAGCGACACGUGACAUGAAUCGGAAAGCCACUACUGACAACCAAAAUAAGAUUGUACUUGUGAGUACGGCCACAAAUGUCAUCUCAAAGUACACAGCCUUUGUCGGAGUUGACAAACUCAGCAAGGUGCUACUUCCACAGGGCGUUGUCGAAAGAAGAACACAUCAAGGAGGAUGGUUUGGAGCAAGUUCGGGUGGGGGCGGAUUUGGAGCAAGUUCGGGUGGGGGCGGAAUGUUUGGAGCAAGCUCGGGUCGGAGUGGAAUGUUUGGAGCAAGUGUAACGGGGGGCCCGUCCUAUGGAUUAUUUGGAUGCAAACCAAGUCCCCAGUUUGGAUCAAGCAAUAGGCAUGGUGGAAUAACCCAGGCAAUGUUCGGUUCGAAGCCUAUAGACAAUGCUAGAUGCUUUGGCGGCAUGUUCGGAGCAGCAGCAUCUAAAUCUAAAGUAAUAAUAGGAAGUUCAGGAAACAUUGCGUCGAAUUUGUUUGCAAAGCCUGCCCCCACCUCCUCAACAUUUGGAGCACCCCAACAAACCUUUGCCGGAUUUGGGGGGUCACUACAAAGCUCUGCCUCAUUUGGAGCACAACAACAAAACUGCGGAUCGUCUGGAGGACUUAUGUUCGGUAGAGGAACACCUCUCCAGAAUUCUGCUCCUCAGCCACUUUCUGAGAAAACGAAACUGGUCCUUAUGCAAGGUUUCGACGGGUCUUGGGCACUGAGUGACGAAUUUGCCAAUUUCCUUGGGACUACAAGUGAGGGUCUUCAGCAGAGUUCACAAAUUCAGAAUCUAAAUGCAUGGGCGACCUGUCUUGCACUGGCAUGGCUUCACCUGAAAGAAUCGUUAAACAAAGAAGAGUGGUCGCUGAUCGAAAGCAAGGCUCUUCAAUGGCUACAACUUCAGGGUUUUACAGACGAAGAUAUGAAAAAUCUGUUUGCACAUGCGCAAAAUCAAAUUAAAAAUAUGUAAAAUUGAUUUCAAGAAGAUUAUGAGAAAGUUUAAAUCUUUUACUAAUAUGUUGUGUAUGAACAAUAAUUACACUUUGUCGCUAAGAAGCAGCUACACACAGACAAAAAGUAGUGUUUUUUUUUUUUGCCUUUUCGCUAAUUAUUUUAUUUAAGGUUCAUGGUACAUGGUACCACUGCUUCAGCUAUAAUCACGAAGAAGAGUUCAACUAUAGAACAUUCUUCCUUUUAUAAAUAAGAUGAAAAAUCCUACGAAGGGAGUUUUAUUGCUUAAAGUAAAAUCCCCAGUCAAGUUAUGAUAUCUUAAUGUUCAUUAAUGUUCAAACAACUCCAACAACCAGGUGGAGUAUACAAUGGUCUGGGGUGGGUGUUGCGGUAUCUGUGCUGUAGCAUUCAAGU
Molecule: messenger RNA, 3331 nt
Organism: Mizuhopecten yessoensis (Yesso scallop)
Lineage: Eukaryota; Metazoa; Mollusca; Bivalvia; Pectinida; Pectinidae
Product: von Willebrand factor A domain-containing protein 5A-like
Exons: 16
Coding region: 306-2936 (876 amino acids)
Source: RefSeq, a predicted model, not a curated record